Hippoglossus stenolepis (Pacific halibut) is the source of this 4291-nucleotide messenger RNA. It is a transcript of the gene zbtb45, whose product is annotated as zinc finger and BTB domain containing 45. Lineage: Eukaryota; Metazoa; Chordata; Actinopteri; Pleuronectiformes; Pleuronectidae. Gene Ontology annotation, biological process: regulation of cytokine production; regulation of immune system process; negative regulation of transcription by RNA polymerase II. The transcript is spliced from 7 exons. Bases 455 to 2476 code for a protein of 673 amino acids. Gene Ontology annotation, molecular function: protein binding. The record is from RefSeq and is a predicted model, not a curated record.
GCCGUGCGGGGUGUGCAGGUAUGUGUCCUACUUCCCGAUGGGUGUGAGCCGCAGCUCGUCCUGUGUGUGAGGAGCUGCAGCUCUCACCAGGUCGGUCGGGUGCGUUUACAGCACCGAGGGCUUCCUGCUGCAUCCAUCCGCCUGACACCGAGGAGCGGCGGCGCGGCACCGCAGGUUUUUAACAGAGAUCAAGACGCUGGUGGAAACGUCCCCCCCCCGUCGUCUCAGGACCACAGAGGCAGCUCGUCACUCUCCUACAGCGCAGCAGCAGUUUGAAAGCUUCCAUCAGACUCAUGACUGUUUGAAGGGACACAGCCCCACCGUGGCCCAUGCACUGUACCCGUUUCCCUCCCUGUCCUACUCCUCCCUCAAGCUGACGCAAAACCCCAGGCACCUUCCCCCUCUCCCCCACCCCCAUUCCCACCCGGUCCCCAGCGACUCGCCGCCUCCAGCCAUGGCAUCUGGCACAGAGACCGUGCACUACAUCCACCUCCACAACUCGAGCCAGUCGGUGCUGGAAGCCCUGCGCACGCAGCGGCGCGAGGGCCUCUUCUGCGAUGUGACCGUGCGGAUACAUGACGCCUCGCUCCGUGCACACGCCUGCGUCCUGGCGGCUGGCAGCCCCUUCUUCCAGGACAAGCUGCUGCUGGGUCACUCUGAAAUCUCCGUGCCACCUCUGGUUCCCGCUGAAACCGUGAAGCAGCUCGUGGAUUUCAUGUACAGCGGCUCGCUGGUGGUGCUGCAGUCGCAGGCCCUCUGCAUCCUCACCGCUGCCAGUAUCCUGCAGAUCAAGACGGUCAUCGACGAGUGCACCCAGAUAAUCUCGCAGAGGAAGGCAGCAGCAGGGGCGGCGGCUGCGGCUGCGGCCGCGGCUGCAGCAGCAGGAAGUGCAAUGCUGGGAGGAGUUCUCCCUAAACAGGAAGAGCGUGGCGGGGGCAAAGGGCGAGAGAGCGGUGGCAGCGGAAGCUGCUCUGUUGGUGGAGCAGGUGGGGGUUAUGCAAACUUCUCCAACUUCAUGGCUGAAUGUGGGGCUAGUAACAUGGGUGCUGGGUUAGGGGGUGCCAGCGUUAAUGUCACCGAGAGCGGCCCAGGCCAGAUGGAGCAAGCUAACACAGUGAGUCUGAUGGCGCUGGGCGACAUGGGCCCCGGCUCCAUGUGUGGGGACGGGAUGGGCUCUGGGGCCGGCACAAUCCUCAUGAAGCAGAACUCCAGCUGUACUCAGGACGUCAGGUACAAGCUCCGAGACCUGUUGGCACAGACGGCCAAUGGAGCCAACACUAGUAGCACAGGGAACCUCUCAGCGGGCUGCAGCUCCGGUGUGGCCAGCGUGGACAGCAUCGGCAGGGACAGCCUCCGCGGCAACACAACCGACCUCUCUGAUGACCUGGUGGGGAUGGACAGAUACAGUGAGGAGGAGGACUUGGACGGGAGAGAGCGGGGGAGAGAUGGAGACAGAGACAGGGGGGCGAGCCACAGCCGCAAGCAGAGGCAGCCGCUAAGACUCCAGGUGCUGGGAGGCGAGGGAGUGGUGGUGAAGGAUGAAGGGGUACAGGACACUGACGGGACCGUCUAUGCCUUGGAGGAAGGGAGACGAGUCGGAGAGCAUGAGGGCUCCCAGGAAGCCAUGGCAGGAUUUGGACAGGAUUUCUACGAUGAGCAGGGGGUGUUUUCUGAGAGUUUCUGGCCACAGAGCGAGCCUCCUCGGGCCAUGGCCUUCAACCCGAGAGGAAGGGUCAACAAGCCUCUGACUCCACCCCCAACCACCCAGUCCAUCAACAACCAGCUUCUGUUCCAGUACCCGGUGAGCCAGUCGCAGCCCCCGCCAUUCUACGUGGGUGGGCCCAUGGGCGGGAUUGACAGCAUGGCGGGGAAUGAGCCCAGUCAGCCGGCUCCGCCCCCGGCGCCGAUGACCCCGGCCCCACCUCCCUCCACCUCCUCCUUAUCCACGGGCCCCUCCCCUUCCUCCCAGGGAUCUGAGACCUCGUUCGACUGCACGCACUGUGGCAAAUCUUUACGUUCCAGGAAGAACUACAGCAAGCACAUGUUCAUCCACUCUGGCCAGAAACCUCAUCAGUGCUCCAUCUGCUGGCGCUCCUUCUCCCUGCGUGACUACCUCCUCAAACACAUGGUGGUGCACACCGGCGUCAGGGCCUUCCAGUGCUCCAUGUGCGGCAAGCGCUUCACCCAGAAAAGCUCGCUCAAUGUGCACAUGCGCACCCACCGUGCCGAGCGCACCUUCCAGUGCAACGUGUGCCACCGGGCCUUCACACACCGCACCUUGCUGGAGCGCCACGCCCUGCAGCACGCCCACCACAACCCCCAGGCCCAGGGCCAAGGCCAGGGGCGUGGAGCCGACAUGACCUCACCUACCAAGCACAGUCCUCCGGCUCUGGGAGGGCCCUCAGGUAUGGCUGGCCCCGCUGGCAUGGUCGGCAGCAUGUCCAACAUGCCCAGCCACGGAGCUUCCUCCACCUAGAGCAAGGGAUGGGGAGGUACGGGGGAACGGGGGGGGAGUCAGCGAGCCCAUCCCUUAUUUGGUCCUAGCAGCCUUGCUGAUCUUCUCUUCUGGUGGGAACUGCGCUCAAUCGUUUUAGUGUAACACCACCUUCAAUCAGGGUUCCUACACAAAGCUGGAAGUUUCCACAAUUCAGUAAAUUAAAAAGGUGGUUUUGGAAUUGCACAGAAGUCUUGUAAAAGUUAAAGGGGGGGGGGUUGAAAUGUAGUUCCCUUUUUAAAUAGUUGUAAUCCCGUGUCGUGACAUUUGUUAGUGUGACGACGUAUAAUCAAGCUGUGGAGCAACAAUCACGCACCUUGAAGAACAGCCAUUAAGAGUCCAUCCAAACAGAGGAUGUGUAGGAACCCUGGUUCAAAGACCAGAGUCACCAAAGAGGUUAGGAAGGCGGGUCGGGGUGGGCGGAGGCACCGGGUUAUCUAGGUGGAGAUUAUGGGUAUUGGGUGGGUUGAGGAAUUGGGUAAUAAUGAGAUGCAAGUUGGGGAAACCAGGGGAAAGGGGGGGGUGCAGGGUUUGAUUCACCCUCAAUUCAUUUAAUUCAUGUUGAGAACUGGAUUCAGAUCAGUUCUGAUAAACUGAAUAUAAUGUUUAUCUCAAGAUCUCAGCAGAGCGGCUGAGUAAAAUGUCAUGUUCUGAUGAAAGUAAUCAGAAAAUUAGAUCUCGUCUAACAGCUGUAGUGAUAGGGUCAUUUAACCGCCUGUCCACCAAAAGUGUCCAGAACUUUAAUGUUGCAUUCGCACCAAACAUGAAGAGAAAACAUUAGAGACAAAGUCAAUGAAGCGGCAGACGCACAAUUCGCGUCGCACGCAAUAUGUGAAAUAUUCUAGCAGGUCAUCAAACUGGCCACGAUCCUCAGGUAGCGCUGGACAUGACAGUCAACCAGACGCAGCUCCUGGGGGAGACGGUGAAAUGCCCAGAGCUGUGUUUCACCUCGGGAUGAUCACAUAGACUGUUAAUGACCUCCUCUGGCAUUUCCACAGCACAGCACAACACAGCACUUGUAGUUACUUCAGCCAGUAGUUCGUCCUCUUCUUCUUCCAAAGGACAGGCGGGUUCUGGUGGCUUGUGUUUGCUUGUGUUGUCCUCACCAGGACCUCGAGACUCACUUGAAAACUGGCUUUGUAUUUGGUGUGAACGUAGCAUUUGAUCCCAGAAUCAAAAGAUUUCCUUCAGAUCAUUAGUUGCUCGUCUUUCCACAUUGGGUCCAAAGACCUCGGGAAGAUUUGGAAAUGCACUUUCAGUUCUCAGCUGAACCAAAUUUAAAAACUAGAAGCACGAAUGCUCUUAUCUCACCAUGUUGAGGAAAGUGGGAACAAAAAUCCUGGAUCUGCCUUUUUAUCCAGUUUGGCUCCAAAAUGUAAUUAGUUUGAGCGUAAUCCUGCUAAAUAACAAACCAAUGACUAACUAGACAGAAGGUGAAUCCAUGUUAGGUCAAUGUAAUGUCUCCUGUACGCGGAGGACAUUUAGAGUUAAAUACUCUUAAUUACUGGGCUCCAUUAAAGUAGGAAAACAGGAGAAAGGUUUGAGUUCACACACUCACUGAAGUCGAUGACUUCCUCACUUUCUAUAUCUAACUGUGGAUCAAAGAUUCAGACAGUUUUUGCUUCUCAUUCAUUCUUUAAAAAAACUCCAGGCAGAGAAAAUGCUCUUCAUGAAUUAAUUGAAUUGAAUGUGAAUGGAGCCCGAAGCUAUUCAGGAGCAGAGCGGCUGACAAAGACGGUUGUUGAUGAAUGAUUCGAUGAAGAAGGAAAGUAGUCUGAGCAGAGCGGGGCUACAGCA